Molecule: messenger RNA, 2167 nt
Organism: Astyanax mexicanus (Mexican tetra)
Lineage: Eukaryota; Metazoa; Chordata; Actinopteri; Characiformes; Acestrorhamphidae
Product: leucine-rich repeat-containing protein 43
Exons: 13
Coding region: 344-2041 (565 amino acids)
Molecular function (GO): protein binding
Source: RefSeq, a predicted model, not a curated record
AUAGCAAUCCAACUCAGCUAACUCAGCUAACAUACGUCUGUGCUGAACAACAUCACACUGAGAGUGAUGAGGGAGGAGAGACCCAUCUACCCACCCAGACAGAGCACAGCCAAUUGUGCUCUCUCUCUCUCAGACUCCGGCUGCUGAUGACCUGGGAUUCAAACCAGCGAUCCUCAGAUCAUAGUGACAGCGCCUUAAUCUGCAGGACCACUCUGAGUUCAUUUCACAGGUAUAUUUCACCAGCAGUUCGAAUUGACUCAGGCUGGGGCUAUGCGGUGAUGGACGAGGAAAACGUGAUGCAGCUUGUAUUUCAAACUUCAUACUGCAGGCAAGCAGGACGACGAUGAUGAUGAUUGUCCUGGAACAUGAGCCUACCACAGGACAACAGUGUAAGCCAAGGCUGCGAGAAUGUGAGGAGCAGGAUGAUGAUGGUGAGUGUGAUGAUGCGGCUUUGGAGGAGGAAGAUGCUCUGCUGGAGCUGCUGAGAAGCCCACUGUCACCCUGGAGAGAGGAAUAUUCCUGGAGUCCUCAGGCCUUAGCCUUGAGAGAACUGGCAGUGAAGACUCCAGAAAUUCUUAAAGACAACUUCAUUUAUUCAUUCUUCACAGUUCUGCGCAUUGUAGACAAGAGGGUCUCUGUCAUUGAUGAGGGGCUGCUGAGGUUCAGCUGUUUGGAAGAGCUGGUGCUGAGUGCUAACAACAUCACUACACUUCCUCCAGAGAACCUUCCAAAGACACUGCAGGUCCUGGAACUUUACGCCAAUCAUAUUUCAAGCCUAAAGAGCCUCAGCACCCACCCUCCUCCUCCUCAUCUUCAGCAUCUAGGCCUCGGGAACAACACCCUCAGUCACCCAGAGGACCUCCAGAUAUUUACUGCAGACCUCUGGCCACAGCUGCUGUCUCUAGAUCUAAGCUGGUCUGGAUUUACAGAGCUAGCUGUUGUAGUGGAGGCUCUCUCAGGCCUGCCUCGUCUGCAGAGUUUAGUUCUAGAGGGCAGCCCCCUGACCCUCACGCCCUCUUACCCAGGCUUUGUGCUGGACAGCCUGUUACGCCUGCUGUACCUAGACGAAACUCGAGUAACGCCAGACGACCGCCACCGCUUUAAUGGCCUCGCUCAAUUUAAAGUUUGUGAGGAGGCGGAGGUCACGGUGUGUGUUCUGAAGAUGAGGGGUGUUCCUAGACCUGCUUUGCCACUGGACGAGUUUCCCCUGGUCAGCCACAGCUAUUCUGUCUCAUAUGAAUUCCUCGACCACCCUCAGUCCCAGGAUAGUGAGCAACAUGGGGAAGAAGCAUCAAGCUCAUGUUCUCCAGAAGAUCAUCUGAAAACAAGCAGAGGAAGACAGAACCAAGCAAUGAACAACACAGCGAAGCAAGAAUGGGCUGAAACGAUUGAGUUUAAUUAUAGAAAAACUCAUCACAGUCGUGACCUGACAGCACUGAAGAACUUUUUACUUCGAGGUCUUUGGCUCAGCGUUGAAGAGGAGAAGGUUCUGUCCUGGCCUGCACCUCCUGAAGAAAGUGCAGGAACUAAAACAUCAGCAGACAAGAAAGGAAAAGAGAUUACAGAUAUGGGGCAAAAAUCAAAAGACAAGAAGAAGAAAAAGGAAUCCAUGCUCAAUCUGAUACAUGAACCCCCUGUCAAACAUACCCUCGCCUCGGUUCACGUGGAACUCAAAGACCUGCUGGAGGGAAAGAAUCAAAUUCAAGUAAAGUGUGACCUGGGGGUGCUGUUCUCAGAAAAGAGCAUGAGGACCACUGUGAGCCGUGACAAGGAGCAAAGUAAGAGGCCUAAAGAAGUAAAGAAAGAGGAGAGGAAAAACAUCUCAAGUGGAGAAACGAGUGCUCAGAGGACUGGAACAUCUUCUAAAGGUAAAGGUAAACGACGGGUGGAGAAUGAGACUCCAUCUGCUCCAGCUGAUGACCUCAUGCAUUCCAGCAUGGAGCCGCUAGUUGUGGAGUUCAGUGUGCAGCUUGGCAGAGUGACGUCUACUUCCCAAUUCACAAACCCACACUGUUCUACAACAACACUGUCUGAUCUUUAGGGUGGCCAGAGGGUCAGGAGUGGUUACAAUAUUACUUUAUAAUUAAACAUUUUUAGACAAUUGCUCAUCUAACAUUUCUUCUGAAACCAGUGUUUAAUAAAGAACUUUGUUUCCUCUUCUGCUGAA